This is a messenger RNA of Lachancea mirantina, 1581 nucleotides long. The record is from the annotation of a GenBank genome assembly. NCBI's taxonomy places the organism in Eukaryota, Fungi, Ascomycota, Saccharomycetes, Saccharomycetales, Saccharomycetaceae.
AUGGCUUCUCCAGUCGGACUCCCUAAGGGAAAGAAGGGAUUCGUUUUCUCCAAUUGGGCCAAAAUUUAUUCGUCUAAGCCAGAACUGUACUUUCAACCGUCAAGUAUUGAAGAGGUGGUGGCACUGGUCAAUGCUGCUCGCAAGGAAAAUAAGACACUUGUGACAGUGGGAUCAGGACAUUCCCCCAGUGAUCUUUGUAUGACAAACGAAUGGCUGGUAAAUCUGGACAAGUUGAACAGAGUCAUCUCCAUGACUGAACAUAAGGACAAAUUGUACGCGGAUGUGACAGUUGAAGCAGGUUUGCGUAUCUACCAGUUCAAUGAGUAUUUGGGGAAACACGGAUACACAAUUCAAAAUCUUGGAUCAAUCUCUGAACAAAGCGUUGCCGGUAUCAUCUCUACAGGCACGCACGGAUCAUCGCCAUAUCAUGGCCUGGUUUCGUCCCAGUACGUUAAUUUGACAAUUGUGAACGGCAAGGGAGAACUUGUGUUUUUGGACUCCGAGAACCAACCAGAGGUAUUUAGGGCCGCGUUGCUGUCUCUGGGUCAAAUCGGGAUCAUCGUUCGUGCUACCGUCCGUGUCGUACCCGCAUUCAAGAUUAAGUCUACGCAAGAAGUGAUCCGCUUCGAGACUCUCUUGGAAGAAUGGGACAACAUCUGGGCGAGCUCUGAGUUCAUCAGAUGCUGGUGGUACCCAUACAGCCGCAAGUGCAUUUUGUGGAGAGGUCGUAGAAGCGAAGAAACUGACGUGAUCCGUAGGGGUUCUUGGUGGGGCUCGUUUUUGGGCCGCCACUUCUACGAGGCACUGCUUUGGAUUGCUGUUAACAUUCGUCCUUCUUUGACGCCAGCCGUCGAAAGAUUCGUAUUCCGCAAGCAAUACGGAAGCAUCCAAAACUACGGCAAAGGUGAUGUGGCGGUGCAGAACUCGAUAGAUGCUCUCAAUAUGGAUUGCUUGUUUUCGCAGUUUGUUGAUGAAUGGGGAUGUCCGAUGGUCAAUGGCAUUGACCUCUUGCGGACCCUUGACCGUUCCAUCGCCCAGGCUGCCAAAACAAAUGAAUUUUAUGUCCAUGUCCCCGUUGAGGUCAGAUGCUCGAAUACCACGCUUCCCGACCAACCAAUUGAUUACUCUGAUAGAACCAAGAACAGCAAGGGCGCCGUUUUUGGAAAUACCUUACGGCCUUACUUGGACAGCACUCCUCAUUUGAAAUACAAGCCUUUGGAAGAGGUCACGGAAAAGCAACUGACUUUGUAUGUCAACGCUACCAUGUACAGACCUUUUGGAACGAACACGCCUAUCAAAAAAUGGUACGACGUUUUCGAGCAAGCAAUGAGUGACGCAGGCGGGAAACCUCACUGGGCCAAGAAUUUCAUAGGGUCUACCGCUUUUGCGGCUGGUCAAACGAAGUCUGAAAAUGAAUACGUCGACUACGAAAUGAGAGGCAUGGCUACCAAGUUCAAAGAGUGGUACGGCGACGAUUUGAUUAAAUUCCAGGAAGUCAGAAAGAUUCAAGAUCCAGAAGGAGUUUUUCUAGCCAACAAAGCCUGGGCAAUUAGAAAUGGGAUACUUGAUAUAGACGGAUAA